Molecule: messenger RNA, 1449 nt
Organism: Fusarium coffeatum
Lineage: Eukaryota; Fungi; Ascomycota; Sordariomycetes; Hypocreales; Nectriaceae
Exons: 3
Coding region: 1-1449 (482 amino acids)
Biological process (GO): negative regulation of transcription by RNA polymerase II; positive regulation of transcription by RNA polymerase II
Molecular function (GO): RNA polymerase II cis-regulatory region sequence-specific DNA binding; DNA-binding transcription factor activity, RNA polymerase II-specific; zinc ion binding
Source: RefSeq, a predicted model, not a curated record
AUGUCAAAACAACAAAGCCCAGGGGCAGAGCACAGUUCAAAAGCAAGCCCACCGCCUGGUAAUGGCGGUAGCCAAGGCCAAGUUUGCAGUAAUUGCGGAACCACUCGAACACCUCUGUGGAGAAGGUCACCCCAAGGUGCCACAAUCUGCAAUGCUUGUGGCCUUUAUCUGAAGGCCAGGAAUGCUUCUCGCCCAACCAGCCUCAAACGACCACCGAAUGUCGUGCCCGCGGAACCCCCUCGAACUGCUGCACCCAAGCCCUCGACAACCGCAGCCUCAAAACCUGCAUCGAACGCGACCUACGUAUCCGCCGACCAAACUCCUGGAGGAACAUGUCCUGGUGGGGGUCGUUGUAACGGGACAGGAGGUGCAGAGGGCUGUAACGGGUGCCCGGCUUACAACAACCGUGUCUCCAAGAGUGCUAAUCUUGGCGGAACCCAGAAGCGACAGAGUUGUCAAAGUCGAAGUGAAAGCACGAAGCCUGAGCCCGUUCCUCUUGAUGUAAAUGCUCUGCAAAGUCAACAGAAUUCAAAUGCCACAGUUGUGAUUGCGUGCCAAAAUUGUGGUACCACCAUUACACCACUUUGGAGGCGUGAUGAGAGUGGCCACACUAUCUGUAACGCUUGUGGUCUCUACUAUAAGCUGCAUGGUGUGCACCGACCGAUGACGAUGAAGAAGUCAACCAUUAAGAGACGAAAACGAAUCAUUCCCGCUUCCCAGGACGAGGAGAUGGAGGAUGCAAUGGAGGCAACCGAAUCCCAGAGCUUGUAUCCUGCCGAUGCAGAAAGAGGAUCAAUGAAUGAGGACGGAUCUGUUAACCUGGGCCUUCGCCGUCGACCCGAGCACCCGCUCACGAUCGAGCCAUUGCCGUCAAUACGACCCGGCAGGACAAUAUCACCGAUGCCACCAACGUCCGAUCUUGCUGCGUAUCACCAGUCGAACAACCCUCGCCAUUACUCAGGAUCCAUAAACGAUGAUAAUCGACUGGCUCCUAUGGCAUCGAUGACAACAAACAGUGAUAGGAAGACAUCUCUGUCUCCUGCUUCAUUCCUCUCGCCAACACGGAAGCGAUCAUUCUCCACUACAGAAGGUGAAGCAUUUGCAUCUCAAGAAGCUAAUCAAGAGAGCUCGAAACGAAUUUCUUCGAUAAAUCUGAAAUCGAUCCUCAACCCCUCAACGUCGGCCGGUACCCCUCCUAAGGUUGGAACAGGAAGCGAUGAUGGGGAUUAUUCGUUGCCACCUAUUCGAUCACCUGGCAGCACUAUUGCGUCGGCUCCGAGUCCCAGCGCUUUCUCCAAUCGUGACAACACUCCGGGGGUUGGGUCGCGUGAUAUCGAAUCUGAGAGGAUCAAGGCUGAGCGUCGAGCUGCCCUACAGCGCGAAGCUGACAAGAUGCGCGAAAUGCUUGCCGCCAAAGAACGGGAACUACAAGAACUCGGUCAUGAUUGA